UAAAAAAGUGGCAAACAAGACCAGAAGAAUUUAAGUUGUCACGCGUUGGUUCCCAGAAUAAAGGCCUGUGGUUUAACCCCGACCUGUUCCUGGAGGAGCUCCGGUCCCAAACAGCUGUUUCUGGAUCAGUUUGUUUCCAGUCUUCAGUUCCUCCUGUUUGAAACGUGUUGCUGCAUCAGAUCCAGAAUCAGCUGAUAUUUACAGAAAUCACUGAAGCUGAUGAGCUCAGACAGUAAAUAUUUUGACUCUGUGCUGUUUCCAGGUCAGUUUAUAUCGAGGCUCUUCAUCUUCUUCAUCGUCAGGACUUUGCAGCUUUUUACAUGAUGAUAUUUUGAGGGUGUGAAAGAGGAAGACGUGAAUCAACACACACACACACACACACACACACGUUUCCCUUUUAUCAGCAGUGUUUCAGUCUGAUCGAUGUGUUGCAGCCACCUCACCUCCUCCUCCUCCUCCUCCUCAUCACUUGAAACCAGGAGCGACACCAGCAGCACCGUCCGAGCGUCUAACCUCAGAAGAAGAUGGAGAACCCACAGGUGGGAAUGAUGGACAACCUGUCAUAUUACGACACAAGCUACACUGAUUUUGAGUACGAGGUGAUCGAGCCUUGUUCUCACCAGAACAACCACAGCGUUGAACUGGUGGUCGGCCCUUACAUUCACUCCAUCAUCUGCAUCCUGGGCUUCGUGGGAAACAGCCUGGUGAUCAUCACCUACGCCUUCUACAAGAGGACCAAGUCCAUGACGGACGUCUACCUGCUCAACGUGGCCAUCGCAGACCUGCUGUUCGUGCUGUCGCUGCCCCUCAUCGUCUACAACGAGCUGUCGUCGUGGUCGAUGGGGCCGGUGGCCUGCAAGCUGCUGCGCGGCUCCUACAGCAUGAACCUGUACAGCGGCAUGCUGCUGCUCGCCUGCAUCAGCACCGACCGCUACAUCGCCAUCGUCCAGGCCCGCAGGAGCUUCAGACUGCGCUCGCUGCCGUACAGCCGCCUCAUCUGCACCAUCGUCUGGGCCUCUGCCUUACUGCUGUCCAUCCCCACCUUCUAUUUCUACACCUGGUAUGAGCCAUCCUACACGGAGGAAAUCUUCUUGACUGAGGGGGAAGAGAACAAUGAGACCUCCAGGCCCUCUCAGUACGUCUGCCAGUUCAGGUUCAUGGACAGCGACACGGCCUGGAAGACCAGGGUGGCUGUCCCCAGCACCCAGAUGGCCAUGGGCUUCUUCCUGCCUCUGCUCAUCAUGGUCUUCUGCUACACCGCCGUCAUCGUCACCCUGCUGAGAGCCAGGAACUUCCAGCGGCACAAGGCGGUGCGGGUCGUGCUGGUCGUCGUGGCGGUGUUCAUCACUUGCCACCUGCCCUACAACAUGACGCUCCUCUACGACACCGUCAACAUGUUCGAGCUGCAGUCGUGCGAAGCGUCGGACGCUUUGCACGUAGCAAAGACGGUGACGCAGACCAUCGCCUACCUGCACUGCUGCCUGAACCCGGUGCUGUACGCCUUUGUUGGGGUGAAGUUCAGAAACCACUUCAGGAGGAUCGUCCAGGACCUGUGGUGUCUGGGGAAGAGGUACAUCGCCCCGCGACGCUUCUCCAGGGUCACCUCUGAGAUGUACGUGUCCACUCGCCGCUCCGUGGACGGAUCCAGCGACAACGGCUCAUCUUUCACCAUGUGAGGCCGCUGGCCUGAUGUGGACCAGAAGCUUCAGUCCUAAAUUCAAAGAUCUCUGGAGCUCAGCUGGAAGCCUGCCGCCCCCUGAAAGUCCAACCGGACUGAAGUCUGUGACUCCUUUUGUCAUCAUGUGUGGCUCCAAGCUGAACAUCAGAAGAUACAUUAAAGGGUUUGAAGAUGAUUUCUAAGACAAGAAAUGAGAAUCUGCUCCGCUGUCUUUGCUUUCAGUCCUUUCUGCUUUUUUAUAUUGACAUUCUGCAGUUUUACCUCUUCAGGACUUAAAAACUGAAACAACCUGAGAAGGACACGUCAGUCUUUGGCUGAGACGAACACAGACUGUGAUGAAACUUUGCUUCGAUUUAAACUCCUGCCAAACCUGAAGAGUUGUUCACCGGCUGUUUUUCUAAAAGACUUUAGCGCCACCUGGUGGCUCGGCUGUCAAACAUUUGUCCAACUGUCCCCUGCAAACGAUGUCUGUACAGGACUAACUGGUUCUGACAGGACACCCGUGAGCUGUCGGGAUUGUGGACCCCCCC
This is a messenger RNA of Chelmon rostratus (copperband butterflyfish), 2208 nucleotides long. RefSeq names its product chemokine (C-C motif) receptor 6a (gene ccr6a). Gene Ontology annotation, biological process: immune response; G protein-coupled receptor signaling pathway; chemotaxis. The transcript is spliced from 3 exons. The record is from RefSeq and is a predicted model, not a curated record. Gene Ontology annotation, molecular function: chemokine receptor activity. NCBI's taxonomy places the organism in Eukaryota, Metazoa, Chordata, Actinopteri, Chaetodontiformes, Chaetodontidae. Bases 525 to 1676 code for a protein of 383 amino acids. Gene Ontology annotation, cellular component: membrane.